Condylostylus longicornis is the source of this 2088-nucleotide messenger RNA. Its product is annotated as maltase A3-like. NCBI's taxonomy places the organism in Eukaryota, Metazoa, Arthropoda, Insecta, Diptera, Dolichopodidae. The record is from RefSeq and is a predicted model, not a curated record. The coding region runs from base 155 to 2026 and encodes 623 amino acids. The transcript is spliced from 7 exons. Gene Ontology annotation, biological process: carbohydrate metabolic process.
UUGGAAUAAAUUUUAAUAUAAAUUAAUCACCAUAAAUUAUACAAAAUUUAGUAUAAAUUCAAAGGCUAUUAAGAUUAGUUCUAUAUUAUAAUAGUGAUAAUAAAUUAAUAAUUUAAAGCGUAAAAGUGAUUACAAAGCAUUUAAUUGCGCUACAAUGUUGCGUUGUAUUGGAUUAUUUUUUUUUUUACAAAUUUCAAUUUUUAUUAACGUAAUAUUAGCUGGGGUUUAUCCAAAUUUUCGAUAUGAAUAUCAAUCAUUAAAUAACAAAGUGAAUUUAAUUGAAAGAAAUAAUGAUUGGUGGAAAAACGCAAAUUUUUAUCAAAUUUAUCCAAGAUCAUUUAAAGAUAGUAAUGGUACUGGUAUUGGUGAUUUAAAAGGAAUCACAUCAAAAUUGCCAUAUUUAAAAGAAAUUGGUGUAACGGCAACAUGGCUUUCACCAAUUUUUGAAUCACCGAUGGUUGAUUUUGGUUACGAUAUAUCUGAUUUUUAUAAAAUUGACGAACGUUUUGGUUCUAUGAAAGACUUUGAAGAAAUGGUUGCAGAAGCUAAACAUCUUGGAAUAAAAAUUAUUUUAGAUUUUGUGCCAAAUCAUUCAAGUGAUCAAUGUGAUUGGUUCAAUAAAUCUAUACAUAAAAUUGAACCUUAUACAAAUUAUUAUGUAUGGCAUAAGGGUAAAGAAGAUCCAAAAAACCCAGGACAACGAUUGCCACCUAGUAAUUGGAUCAGUGUAUUCAGAGGACCUGCAUGGACGUGGAAUAAAGAUCGUGAAGAAUUCUAUUUACAUCAGUUUACUGCCGGUCAACCAGAUUUUAAUUAUCAUAGCGAAGACUUGAAGAAUGAAAUGAAAAAAGUAUUAUUAUAUUGGUUAGAAAAAGGUGUAGAUGGUUUUAGAAUUGAUGCUGUACCACAUGUUUUUGAGUGCCCAACAGACGAAAAUGGGAAUUUUCAAGACGAACCAGUAAGAGAUGGUGCCACAGAUAAGGAUGAUUAUGGAUAUUUAAUACAUAAUUGUACUGUUGAUCAACCCGAAACUCUUGAUUUAGUAUAUGAAUGGAGAUCAGUAAUGGAUGAUUAUCAAGAAAAAACAAGAUCGGAGACUAAGGUUUUACUGACUGAGCAGUGGUCAAAUUUAACUGUAACAAUGAAAUAUUAUGGCAGCGAUGAAGGUAAAUUAGGAGCUCAUGUACCUUUUAACUUUUUUAUAAUUCAGAAUAUUAAUAAUGAAACAAAUGCUAAACAAUAUGCGGAAACAAUUAAUUUAUGGCUUGAUCAAAUGAACGACAAAAGAAUUCCAAAUUGGGUGCUUGGAAACCAUGAUAAAAAUCGUGUUGGAUCAAGAUUGGGUACAGAUCGCAUUGACAUGAUGAAUAUGAUGAUUAUGACCUUACCAGGAAUUGCAGUGACAUAUCAAGGUGAAGAAAUUGGCAUGACCGAUGUUUUUAUAUCAUGGGAGGAUACAAAAGAUCCCCAAGCUUGUAAUUCUAAUAAAGAAAAAUAUGCAACAUUAAGUCGAGAUCCAGAACGUACACCGUUUCAAUGGAAUAACCAAAAAAAUGCUGGAUUUUCUACAGCUGAUAAAACAUGGCUACCAAUGGCACCCGAUUACGAUAAAGUGAAUGUAAUGCGUGAAAGGUCAAUUGCAAGAAGUAAACUAAAUAUUUAUAAAGCAUUAAGAGCUCUAAGAAAUGAUCCAGUUUUUAAAGGCAAUUUCAAAGCAAGAGUUGUAGCAGUAAACAAUAAUGUUUUAGCUAUUUUGAGAUCUCAUAAAGGACAACAUUAUGUAACUGUAAUGAAUAUAAACGACAAUAUUGAAACUAUUAAUUUGCAAGCUUAUAUGCCAAUAAUUCCAACGAUUUUAGAAUAUGCUAUUGUUACAGACAGAUCACCGCACACAAUUGGUGACAAAGUUUCCUCAAGAGAAUUGUUGUUAUUACCGAAGGAAGCAGCUGUAUUAAGGUCCCCAAAUAGUGUAGGAACACUUGAUAAUUAUUAUAACUAUGUGGUCCAAAAUGAAACCGAAAAAUAAUGUACAAAUGUACUAUAUGAUGCACAGUAAAAUGAAAUAAAUUUAUAUAUUUAUUAGAAAUA